UCUGCAAACUCGAGGUCUUCGCCUCCGUAGGGCAGCGCCGUUGUUGUUGUCGUGUGGUGGUGCCCAUCAGCCUUUUCGUUUUCGUUUGAAGCCUUCUCGGACAGGUGGUCGCUCGAAGCGCGGCGCAUACUCGCUGGCCGGAUGUCAUGGUCGACUUCACGCGUGUGGUCCUGGACGAUGUCGUGGUGUGCCUCGGCUUGCUGCUCGUGUGCAACGUCACGCGACGCGCGGCCGGGAUGGAGGAUGCGCUCCGUCAUGACAGCCGGGUUCACCGACUCGGUGGCGAACAUGUCAGUCCUCUCCAUCUUUGCGAUGCCCCUUCAGAAGGGUAGGGGCAGGUGGGCAGAAAGAGGGGUAGCGUCCGGGGUGGGGCGAGGAGGGACGAGACAGAGGAUAGAGAAGAAGAGUAGAGGGGAGGGUGAGUGAGUGAGUGAGGGAGGGAGGGAGGGAAGGCGUAGAAAGGGUGAGGGAGGAUGGAAGAGAAAGAAAAGGGUAAGAUGGGGAUAGGGGAGUCGAGGGAGGAAGAAUGGUGCAAUCAACCUAUAUAUCCGACGACGGAGCGG
Acaromyces ingoldii is the source of this 563-nucleotide messenger RNA. RefSeq lists its product as hypothetical. Bases 142 to 426 code for a protein of 94 amino acids. The transcript has a single exon. The record is from RefSeq and is a predicted model, not a curated record. NCBI's taxonomy places the organism in Eukaryota, Fungi, Basidiomycota, Exobasidiomycetes, Exobasidiales, Cryptobasidiaceae.